Protopolystoma xenopodis is the source of this 819-nucleotide messenger RNA. Lineage: Eukaryota; Metazoa; Platyhelminthes; Monogenea; Polystomatidea; Polystomatidae. The record is from the annotation of a GenBank genome assembly.
CGGCAUACAGAUUCAUUGCCGGAUUCACUAGUGCAACAAUUACCAGGGGAGCCAGCCAUCCCCUGGAACAACUGCUCUGCAAUCAGUCAAUAUAAUGUGGCCUGCCAUCUGCGUUUCGCAGACGGUCGCUGCGACUCUGAGUGCUUGGCUGAGGAGUGUCUAUUUGACGGUUGGGACUGUGAAGCAGAAACAGAGACAAAAAUUCCAUAUGUUGGAGAGAAGCCUUGUCCUCUCGAGUCUGACUGCUCUAUCCGUUAUGCAGAUGGCUAUUGCGACAGCGAAUGCAACAAUCUUGCCUGCCAUUAUGACGGCGGUGACUGCUGGUCAUCUGUAUCAUCUGAGCAAUUAUUCUCUCCUUUAUUGGAGUCUAAGCCUUUGCUCCAGGCCACAACGAUGGUUUCCAUUGCAGCUCAGGCUCCUGUGUUGUCGGCAAACGACGACCAUACUCAGACUCCGAUUGAAUGGCCAACUGUUCGAAAGGAGCCAAUUCCACAGCCUGAGAUCAUCGUUUCAAAAGAGAUAACCCUUCAUAAACAACAAACACCACAGAAACAACCCAGCCAGCAUCAGAUAUUGAACGAUCGUUCAUCAUCUCAAAUGAACUUCAGUCUUUCAAAGGCUCUGGUGCCAGGCAGCCUAGUUUUGCUGCUGGCCCGUCCACCUAAUGAAAUUAUUUGCCUCUUGGCCUUGUCAACAGAAUUGGCCAUUAGAGAGGCGAAGGACAGUAAUUACAGCGUGAUAGACAAAAAGACAAGAGUAGGGCAAGAUGAAGAGAUAGAAGGAUCUGAUUCAGCCAGAGUGCAAAUGACUCCGAUAUCU